Anguilla anguilla (European eel) is the source of this 709-nucleotide messenger RNA. Its product is annotated as parvalbumin alpha-like. The transcript has 5 exons. The record is from RefSeq and is a predicted model, not a curated record. Gene Ontology annotation, molecular function: calcium ion binding. NCBI's taxonomy places the organism in Eukaryota, Metazoa, Chordata, Actinopteri, Anguilliformes, Anguillidae. Gene Ontology annotation, cellular component: cytoplasm; nucleus. The coding region runs from base 114 to 443 and encodes 109 amino acids.
AUAUUUCGGGAGAGUGACAGUAUAUAAGGUUGAGAGCUCUAGCUGGCAGAUCACUGCAGUAGCUCGAUUCAUCGCACCGAAACCUCUCUAGCCCAAACCCAGCUGAGCUAAAAAUGGCAUUCGCCGGUGUUCUGAAUGAUGCUGACAUCACUGCAGCCCUGCAGGCAUGCCAAGCUGCUGACAGUUUCAACUACAAGAGCUUCUUUGCCAAGGUCGGCAUUUCAGGCAAAUCUGCCGAUAUUGUCAAGAAGGUUUUUGCCAUCCUUGACCAGGACAAGAGUGGCUUCAUUGAGGAGGAUGAGCUUAAACUGUUCCUGCAGAACUUCUCUGGUAGUGCCAGAGCACUGACUGAUGCUGAAACCUCAGCCUUCCUUAAAGCUGGGGACACUGAUGGUGACGGCAAGAUUGGAAUUGAUGAGUUUUCUGCUCUGGUUAAGGCAUAAAUAUCAGCUGACCAACAUCUCUUGCCUUAAUGGAACAACAUUGCCCAAGACCUCCCCUUUUCAUCUGAAUAUAAAUAAUUUUUAUACAUUUGCCUGUGACAUGCCUGCAGAAUGUUUCCUCUCUUGCAGCACUCUGUCCAAAGUGAUGAUUGUAAAUGUAGUGCAGUUGUGUUUCAUGUCUUGAAUAUGAAUUUUGCUUACUGUAAAAUCUGAUGCACUUUUCAGGAACAAAAAGGAAAAGAAUAAAUAUUCUUUUGCAAUAGAAA